UGGAAAGAAAGAAAGAAAGAGAAAAAGGUUGACGUUUUUCUCUAUCUAUUCUAUCGUCGUUAGUCCGUCAGUUUCUUUUGAUGGUGCGGAGACGUCUUAGCGAUUUUCAAUGGGAAGAAGAAUAACCAGAGAUUAAGAAAAAAACCACAGAUAAGAACCUUUCCCACAAGACCCGUCUUCAAAAGUUCUCUUCUUUUCCCCUUUUGACCAUCGCAUUGCAUGCUUUACCCGAUUGGGAAGUUUCUUGUUUUAUUCCCUCUUUACGCAUUCUUACGGAUCUAAUCUUGUGGGUCACUUGAAACUUAGCGUUCCAUUUUCUUUUUUCGUCAAUUCAUGGCUGCUUACGCGAGUUAUCUCCGGUUAGCACGACUUGGGACGAGUCCAGGUGUAAAUCUGUCGACUUUCAGAUCAAUCACUUCUCCAAACCCGACGACAUUUGACAGGAGUACUCUGUUCGAUCACCACCACCACGACAUUCGUUCUUCUCUGUACAGACAACCCCACGCCAGACUCAUUUCUCAACUUGUCAAAACCACCAAUGGCAAACGUUUGCAUCUCGUCGAUACACUCGCCUUGGUUAGGAGCUUAGAAGCACAAGGACUACCUUCAAAGCAAGCAGAGGCAAUAACUGGUGCUAUAACUGAAGUUCUGAAUGAUAGCUUAGGAGUUGUUUCUCAGUUGGUUGUUUGCAAGGGAGAGAUGCAGAAGGCUGAAAUGACACAGGAAUCAAACUUAUCCAAGUUCAAAAGUGAAAUCAACAGCUCACUGGACCACCAUUUUUCUUUGCUGCAACACGAGAAUGAGAAACUCCGCAAUGACAUUGAGCGAAUCCGCACUGAUAUAAGGCAUGAGAUAGAUAAAGUCACUGCAGGACAACGGUUGGACCUGAAUCUCGAAAAAGGGAGGAUAAGAGAUGAGCUGACAAAUCAAAACUCCGAAACCUCUAACCUUACAAACAAGCUUGAUCGUGAGAUUCACACUUUGAGAGCGCAACUGGAAGCGGCCAAGUACGAGGUGAUCAAGUAUUGUAUCGGUACACUUGUCUCCAUCUCAGCCGUUGGUCUUGCCGUCCUCCGUAUUGUCAUGUAACUCCCAUAGCUGACCAACUCCAAUCAUCUUUGCUGCUUUUUUUCAAGUCUAGGAUGAAAUCUUGGUCUCUGUUCUCUCCAUCUUGUGAAUUAUUCCUAUGUUUUAAUGUAAUUUGAUUUCUUUAUUACAAUAUAUGACAAAAGAAAGAAAAGUAUAACCAAUCUUUGAGAUUUGAGAUCAAUGUAUAUGCUUAUGUUUAUGCUUAUGUAUAUGAAUAGUAUAGUACAGUAUACAUACAUUGUUAUUUUGUAUGUGAAAAGUGUUCUUG
Molecule: messenger RNA, 1357 nt
Organism: Raphanus sativus (radish)
Lineage: Eukaryota; Viridiplantae; Streptophyta; Magnoliopsida; Brassicales; Brassicaceae
Product: protein FMP32, mitochondrial
Exons: 7
Coding region: 334-1089 (251 amino acids)
Cellular component (GO): mitochondrion
Source: RefSeq, a predicted model, not a curated record